Trypanosoma brucei brucei TREU927 is the source of this 945-nucleotide messenger RNA. RefSeq lists its product as hypothetical. The record is from RefSeq and is a predicted model, not a curated record. The transcript has a single exon. Bases 1 to 945 code for a protein of 314 amino acids. NCBI's taxonomy places the organism in Eukaryota, Euglenozoa, Kinetoplastea, Trypanosomatida, Trypanosomatidae.
AUGGGUUCGACGUCGUCCGCUUGUAGGAGACUGGAAACGGCAUGCAGGACCGGUGAGAAUGUAGCCGAUGCCGUUGAGGCAUUCCGAACGGAUCUCCAGGAAAAAAUAGAGCAGAAUGACGAGCAAGCCAGUGGAGACAUGAUAAAGGAAGCCAUGAAGGAAGCUGUUUUGCCACAUCGGUGCGAUUCUGCUGCAUUGGCCGUUGGCGCGGAGUUGCUAAAGUUUCUUGCACACUUCGAUCACAAGCGAGACCGAAAAGCACUGGAUGCUAUUCAUGAAAUGAACGCUGCCUUCAUGACUAUUCCUGAAAGUGAAAUGACGUCGGGGUGGCGCAACGCUCAGGUAAAUUUUCUUACCUCAGCGUUUCAGGCAUGGAUCCAAGGUGGAGGGCCAAUUGUCAUACGGGAGGAGUGCAGGGACACCGACAUCGAACAAGAAGGAAUAGUGUAUAUAAAUGAAGAACUCUGCAGCGUUUUUCUACGUUUUUCUAGGUGGGAUAAAACACUCACUACUGGUAACCGCAGUCACGCCCUGGCUGCUUCGGCCUACAAAAUUAGUCACCAAUGCGGGACCAAGCUGGAACUCGUUGCAGCUGCUGUUGAGGAGGUACAAAGCCUACUAAAGGAAGAAGAGAAGCCAUUCCUUAUCGCUCGCACAGUUUAUGGCGUGUUGGCAGCAACUUCUGAAAACCCGAAAAUAUCAUCGCAGUAUGCACUAAAGUUGGCGGGGCAACUGCUGCGGGCGGAUGCGUUGACCGCGGGCCCUUCCGCGAUUUCUAGUUUCCUUCACGAUAUUCUGAAAAUACUAGAGAUAAAAGCAUUGGCGUUGCAGGCAGAUCGGGAGGCGGAGCUCUGUAAGGUAGUGGAAGUUCUCUGUAGGGUAUACAAACGGAGCCUCAUGUUGUUGGGUGACCUGAAUUGGGUUGAACUAGUGAAACAAUUUUAA